This is a messenger RNA of Ictalurus punctatus (channel catfish), 2481 nucleotides long. RefSeq names its product iduronate 2-sulfatase (gene ids). The transcript is spliced from 9 exons. The coding region runs from base 113 to 1804 and encodes 563 amino acids. NCBI's taxonomy places the organism in Eukaryota, Metazoa, Chordata, Actinopteri, Siluriformes, Ictaluridae. Gene Ontology annotation, molecular function: iduronate-2-sulfatase activity. The record is from RefSeq and is a predicted model, not a curated record.
GCUUCAAGACCCAAACAGGAAGCAAACACCGCUGGAGAGGGGAAGACAAAAGUCUGCAGAGCUUUCGGGAGUUUUUAUGUGAUGUCGCAUUUACGUGUUAAUAAGGUUAAGGAUGUUUUCAAGGGCUCACACGGCGCUGCCUUUAUUUCUGCUUUGCCUUCUGGACCUGUGUAUAUUUUCAAAAGGGAAAUUAAAUGUGCUGUACAUAAUAGCUGAUGAUUUGAGACCCUCUCUGGGUUGCUACUCUGAUCCAGUGGUAAAAUCACCCAAUAUUGAUCAACUUGCCUCUAAAAGCACCGUGUUCUACAACGCCUUUGCACAGCAAGCAGUAUGUGGCCCAAGCAGGACGUCUUUCCUUACAAGUCGAAGGCCAGACACCACCAGACUGUACGACUUCAACUCCUACUGGAGAGUCAGCGCAGGCAACUACACCACGCUGCCGCAGUAUUUCAAAUCCAACGGCUACACAUCGUUAUCUGUGGGGAAGGUCUUCCAUCCAGGCAUCGCCUCCAAUCACACGGACGAUUACCCAUACAGCUGGUCUGCACCACCGUAUCAUCCACCCUCUUUCAGCUUUGAAAACAAGAAGGUUUGCAAGAACAAAGACGGCACGCUUCACAGUAACUUGCUGUGCUCGGUGAACGUUUCUGACAUGCCGUUGAGAACUCUGCCUGACCUGGAGAACACAGCAGAGGCUAUAAGACUGCUCAAAGCUGUGAAAGGUACAGAAAGUCCUUUCUUCCUAGCAGUGGGCUUCUACAAACCUCACAUUCCCUUCAGGAUCCCGGUGGAAUACCUCAAGCUGUAUCCCAUUGAGAACAUGACACUGGCUCCAGACCCAGAUGUUCCUAAGAAGCUUCCAGAAGUAGCCUACAACCCCUGGACUGACAUCCGGAAGAGAGAGGAUGUCCAGGCUCUGAAUAUCAGUUUCCCGUAUGGACCAAUCCCUAAAGAUUUUCAGCUGCGUAUUCGGCAGCACUAUUUUGCAGCCGUAUCGUAUGUGGAUGCCCAGGUCGGGAAGAUCCUGCAGGCCCUCGAUGAUCUGGACCUGGCCAAGGAAACCAUUGUGGUGUUCACCUCAGACCAUGGCUGGUCCCUCGGCGAACACGGCGAAUGGGCCAAAUACAGCAACUUUGACGUAGCCACCCGUGUGCCGUUAAUAGUCUACGCUCCUGGUGUGACCUCACCCCUGCCUUGGCCCGGGGAGAAAACGUUCUCCUAUGUAAACGUGUUUGAAAGCACACAGGAGCAGUUUGACGAAGGCUAUCUGGUGCGCAGCAUGGUGGAGUUAGUCGAUGUUUUCCCCACUGUGGCGUCUCUGGCCGGCCUCGCCUCCGUUCACCACUGCCCGUUCCCUUCCUUUAAGACCGACCUGUGCACAGAGGGUUCGAACCUUGCACGUCUCCUCGGGCUCCACGAGCAAAUCGUCGACCACGAAGCGUACGCCUUCAGCCAGUACCCUCGCCCGAACGACACUAUCCGUGAUGACUCGGACCUGCCUUCGCUCGCUAAUAUCACCGUAAUGGGCUACUCUGUGCGCUCCACUGAUUUUCGCUUCACGCAGUGGGUGGGUUUCGACUCCUCUCGCUUCCGUGCCAAUCUGACCGACGUGCACGCCGGUGAGCUGUACAUCCUCUCCCAGGACCCAAACGAGGACAACAACGUCUACUACGAACAGGAUCACGCCAAAGCGUCCACACUGAAACUGGGUACGUGGCACACGUGGACGGAAAGUCUCAAAGAGCACGUGACGUACCUUAGAGAGGCUUUGAGAAGGAAAACGGAUCCUGUGGUCACUUUUUAAAUAUUCACGGCUGACGAAUUUGUAUAGUAACAAUUUACAUAGUUGCUGCUCUGAGAAAGGGAAGGGAAAAAAAACGUCUUAAACUUACAUAAUUUGUUGAGGGAACGUGAACACGUGGCCUGUAGAUAAUCGUGUUGAACGGAGAUGGAAAUGUAACACAAAAAGGAGAAAUGUAUUUCAUUUUAACAGUCAACGAUAAAGAUUUAAUGCUUGAUGAGGUCUUUAAAACUGAGACCUGUGCAGAUUUUAGCAGGGUCGCAAAACACCGAUGAAAAACAUACUUAAAUCUACAACCUCAUGUCGUACUGUCCUGCGGCAGAGUUACCACGGAAAUACAACGGAGAGGUUUAAAUGUGAAAACUCGCAGAUUAUGUUACUCAGGUGCACCUCAGAGAGUACUUUAACAGUGAUGAAUGUUUUGUGCGACGUCAAGAUAAGGGAAAUGAUUCUUCACACCUAGCAUGCCUUCACCUGGCACACAGUGUUUUCAAGACCACCUUGCACAUUUUAUUUUUUCAGAUUUUGUCUGUCUUCUUGUUCUGAGAGCUUGUUAAUUGCAACACCGUUCACGCCCACGGUGCAUACAAUUUUAUUUCGGAAUACGAAUAUCAUGUAAAUAUUCAUUCAUGUGGAAGCCAAUAAAAAUGUCUAUUUUUCAACCCGAACAAAAUGCAAAA